Molecule: messenger RNA, 540 nt
Organism: Cydia fagiglandana
Lineage: Eukaryota; Metazoa; Arthropoda; Insecta; Lepidoptera; Tortricidae
Exons: 5
Coding region: 1-540 (179 amino acids)
Source: RefSeq, a predicted model, not a curated record
AUGAAUAAUAGAAUGUCCAUGACGUGUUCGUCCAGCUCAUCCAGCAGCGGGUGCUCGUCCGCCGCCGUGCUUGCAGGAGCAGGACUCCUCCCGUUCAGGCUGCUGGCCGGCCCGAACGCUUGCCCGGCUCCAACACAACCUAUUGUUUACUACGCCCAAGUCCCUCAGCUCUACGGUAAGAAACAAAAAGGUCAAGAGAUAAAAAAUAAGCCCAAUCACUUUGUAAAAGCUUUCCAUUGGUACAAGCGAGAACAUUGCGCUAAUAAAAAAACAGCGGUUGAUAAAUUCGAUAUCGGGUUUGCAACAUGGCUUGAUCACAAAUAUGAACAGUAUCUUCGGGACAAGUCCAUGCUGGAUACCAACUUUAAAUCAGAAGCCAGCAACGUUCAAACCCCGACGGUUAACCAGGACGUAGGGUUUUAUAAAUCAGCCAAACCAAAGGGAUUAAGAAGAGUACUGAAAAGAUAUAAGGAAAGUUGGCACACCAUAUUGAGACCUAAAUCGCUGAGUCGCAUCGAGUCAUUGAGUUGCGCUCAGUAA